CCGCUCGCCGCCGUUGACAGCGAAUGCACUUGGUCGUUGUUGAAUGCCCCACGUGAGACGUUCAACCGCGACGCGACGCGCACCUAUAAAAGGGCGCGCACAACCUGCCGUCCCUCUCCCCUGCCUUGCGCUCCCCGCCUCCCAGGCACCCCGUCCCCGCCGACGCCCACUCACCUUCACCUCAGCCCAAGGAUGCCUCUUCAUAGCUUCCACGCGAUGCCUUCUGUACCUCCCAUAGGUACGCAGGCAAUGCGGUUCGCGCUCCUCGCCAUUGUUCUGGUUGCGGCCGCAACCGUUAUCACCGCCACGGAGGGCCUCAGCGUGUGGUACAAGGUACAGAACGUUUUCAAUGCCGCACUCGCCCUCCUGCUCACCUCACCUAUGCUUCCCGCCAUCGUCGAUGUUUAUAUCAGUAUCGCCGUCGCCAUCUCUGGUGACAUGCAACCCGCCGUCAUCCACAUUUCGGACGUGUACGUCGGACGUCUUCGACCUUUCGUUGCAGCUGCCCCUGGUAUCAUCGCUCGGUCAAUGUCGCGCGCGAUGGUUGGUGUCAGGACAGGAGCACACAUCGCCCAUGUCGUCGCGGUCAUCGUCUCCAAGGCUCUUCGCGUUGUCCUCGACCUCGCCGCAAGGAGAUGCCUGACCGCCAUUGCCACGCUCGCAUCGUUCGCCCGAGUCGCUCGUGACAGCGCCUCGUCGACCAUCGUUACGGCUUCAUCAUCCCUUCCCGAGCUCACGGCAGCAUUCAGCAUCAGCGACGCGAUUAGCCCAGGUGUAGCCGACGCCCACCAGCUCAUGUUGCUCGACGUAGGAGCUGCACUUUCAAUCGCUGCUAUGGCUUCCCCUGUCUCAGCAAUGGAUGAGUACACCUCACCAGGUGUCAUAUCCCCUCGUACGAACACUCCUUCCCACCCCGUCUCACCGUUGGCGCCGCCUUCACCUGCCAUGGACACACCUGAAGUCCAAAAACAAACACCGUAUUUCACUCCUCGUCUGCGCUGCGCUUCUCAACACUCUACCGCAUCCACGACCAUCGGCCUCGGGAUCCUCAUGCCUGCGUCGAUCAACGACCAGCACCAAAUCGACGAGCCCACCUUGUUGUCUCACCAACACAGUCCUAUGUUUAUCCUCCUGAAUUCGUCACCCUCGUCAUCUGUUGUUUCCUUUUCCGAAUCUGUCAUGAGCGAUCAAGAUGAAGACGGACUGCAACACCUUCCUAUCAACGCAUCUGUUCCUCUCCCAGCCUAUACGCCCCAUAGCUCAAGCAUAAUAGAAUCCCCCGCCUGUCUUCUCGACGACAUAGAUGCCGCUGGCAUCCCCCUCCCCGACAGCCCGUGCGAAUUCAUCGAAACGACGAUCAGCCUUCAGUACAUCAUUCCCCACAUGUCUAGCCCAGCACUCUCUACCACCUCGUCGAACUCGUCUCCUCUGGUCAGGUUCACUUUGCCCAUGUCUCCUCUGCUUCAUCGCACCUGCCCUGCAUUCGAGCAGCUCGUAGAGGACCUGGUCGAUUUCAACAUUCGCGACCCAGCGGUGCUUAGUCCUAACCCUGUUGUUGACAGCGUCGUGGAGGACCUCGCUAACCUCAGCUUUGACGAUCCCGAGAUUGAGAUUUCUACUGUUGUCGACGACGCGGUUCCGGAGCCAAAGAGCAUUCCCAAGGAGACCCCAGCUCCCGACACACCGAUCAGUUCUACAGUGACCGUUAUGUCUUCGUCAGUCUCUUCGUCAGUCUCUUCGUCAUGGACUGCGAUACGGGAAUCUACCAUCAUCGUACCGGACACUCCAGAGCUCUUUGAGUCUUCGACGGUGAUGCCGUCCAUCGCACACAGCAUUCCGACGUCACCGGUGGCCCCUUCCUUGUGGGCGUCGAUACGCCAGGCCGCCAAUGCCUUGGCCAGCCCAGCUCUCUCCUGCUCCUCUCCUAUUUGGUCUCCAGCCUUAGGGUGCUCCGCUGCGGCUUCUCCGUUCUUGCCUUGUGUGAACCGUGACACCAACCCCUUCGUCACUCUUACGGCAGCGUUGCACCGCACGACCAUCCGCGAACGCGAUGUCGAGCCCUUACCAGUUCGCAUGGACGUUGACGAUGACAAUGCCAUCGACGAUAUUGUCAGCGUGUUCGCAGACAUGGCGAUCAGUGGCCAGGGGAAGGUGACAUGCCCACGCAGGGCUGGCGCCGACGGCUCAACGACCCUCAGGGUGCCGCAAAGCGUGGACGACUGCAUGGCCAAGCCUACGUUUUCCCCCGAUGUGGACGAGAUGAUGCUCUUUCCCGACUUCAACAAGGCGACAACCUCCCCUAUGCUCGACGAACCCACGUCCGACAUCGAGAUGGACGAGAGCACGGCAGACAAGAAACUCGCCUCCGAGGACGUUGAGAUGGCAGAGUCGGUGCUAGCUCGCGCCAAGAACGGCAUCGUGCCAGUUUCACAGAGGACGGCAGCAAGGCAUCCCACCGCAGUCGUCGACAACGCUGCUCGCCGUUCUCUUGUACAGGCAUGGCUUGUAUCUGUGUCUCAGACCGAAAGCAGCCGCGUUCAUGCUAUUCCUGCCAAUGCGACCACGCCAUCGCUCAGGAACGUCCAGCCACGUCAGUACAUCUACCGACAGGGGGACAAGAACUUCGCCAUCCAGUUGCCCGUUGCGACAACUUCGGCAAGCCCGCGCAAGACGGAAGCCCAGAAGGUACCUCCUUGUGCUUUGCUGACGGCCCUUUCAGGCCAGCCGUCUUCAUCAACGCAAGGCAGUGUACAAGCAACAACCGUUAUCAGUCGCAUGGCGCCGUCGUACAACUUCGCUCCGUCGCAGAAUGUCCCUGUCGUCAAUAGGCCGGGCUCGAUGCAGGGACCUCCACCCAAGCGCCACCGUGACUCGAACGCACUCAACGCUACUGGUGGCGUCGCACCUACAGCCGCCCCUCGUUCAUACAUCGCUGCCCCCGCUUCGUCCGUUGGGCCUCGACCUCACCCUGGCAACGCGCAGCGUUCAGCGUCAGGCUCACAGGGAGUACCCGGAAAUGGUCAGCCUCCGAGUCGGUCCCGCCCGAUGAAGAGGAUGCCCCCGGGUACUAGAAGGGCCGCAGGAGGCAGCGGUGGACAGUUCGUGUUUGGAGGUACGUCUGCGCUAGUUCGUCUACGUUUACUCGGCGGCUCAUGCGUACCCCAGCGUCGCCCGGUCGCGCUAUCAACGUCAGCUUCGGUCACUCUACAUAAACAAGUUCGCGCAGAAGAGACUUCAAGUUCAUACUACGCAUAUAUCUAUUACCUCGACUAUCCAACCCUCAUGGACUCUGGCAACAGUCUAGUCAACAUACCAUCACGUACACUCUGGUACUAGCACAUACACACGCUAACAAUUAUCCCAUAUAUUCGUGUAUCUUCCCCCAUACCAUCUCUUGACUUAGUCUUCUCCCGCAUCUGUAGUAUUAGCGUCUCCGAGUCCUCACUGUAGCAUCUAUAACCGUCUUCGACUGAAGCAAUGUAUCCAAGUCAUUUGUCUCGUCU
Rhodofomes roseus is the source of this 3503-nucleotide messenger RNA. RefSeq lists its product as uncharacterized. The record is from RefSeq and is a predicted model, not a curated record. The transcript is spliced from 7 exons. The coding region runs from base 193 to 3336 and encodes 1047 amino acids. Lineage: Eukaryota; Fungi; Basidiomycota; Agaricomycetes; Polyporales; Fomitopsidaceae.